Molecule: messenger RNA, 528 nt
Organism: Stegodyphus dumicola
Lineage: Eukaryota; Metazoa; Arthropoda; Arachnida; Araneae; Eresidae
Source: RefSeq, a predicted model, not a curated record
AUGUUCUAUUUUGAAGAUUACAUGGAAGUUCAAUACCCGCACAGCUGCGUGGCGGGGGGUUGGUGGGAGUGUAUUAUUCAGAUGGUUAAGAAAAUUUUGAGAAGAGUAUUAGGAAGAGCCUGCUUGAGAUAUGAAGAGCUAUGUACCAUUCUCUGCGAUACGGAAGCUGUAAUCAACGCAAGACCGUUAAAUUAUUUGUCUGAAGAUCCUGACGAUUUAAUGCCUUUAACACCCUCUAUGUUCAUUCAGGAUAAAAGAACGGUGGGAGUUCCGGACUUAGACCAUAUAGAUGAUGUCAGUAUCAAUAAGAGAUAUAGAUAUCAGCAGAAAGAAAAAGAUUUAGAGACGAAUAUUUUGAGUCUCCUAAUUCAGUCCAGACAUAAUAAAGCUACUCGAAAACAAAUAUAUUUAGGAGAUGUGGCACUUGUGGGAAGUGACAACAAAAAAAAAAAAGAUUGGACUGGACAUUGGGUCGAGUUAUUGAACUAUUCCAGAGUCAAGAUAAUUGUGUUAGAAUGGCAAAGGUGA